AUGCUACUUCAAGAAGCCAUUGACUCUGCAUGUGCCAUCGAUGUGAAUGCAGCAGAUAUUACUUCGGAAGAUUUGCACCAGUUUGGUAUCCGCAAUGUUACCCUUAGGGAUUAUCAACUCUCUGGUGUUUCUUGGUUGGCUAGCUGUUCCCUUCAAAACCGUGGGGCUAUAUUGUGCGAUGAGAUGGGUCUGGGGAAAACAUGUCAGGUCAUAGCAUUUCUUUCGGCCUAUUUUCGUCGUAAACCUCAUAGUUCAAUCUUGCUGGUGUGCCCGCUGUCGGUGAUGGAUAAUUGGAUCAACGAACUGAAUAGAUUCUUCCCAUCGAUAGGCUUCCUCAUUUAUUCUGGUGACCAAACUGUUCGUGAAGAGAAGCGUUCUGCGUUCAAGGCCAAACCCUGUCCGAUUCUUUUGACCACUUACGAGCUUUGCAUAAAUGAUCAACUCUUCUUAGAAACGGUAUCUUGGGAUAUCCUCGUUGUGGACGAGGGACAUCGACUGAAAAAUUCGGAUUCCCUGCUUUAUAAGGUGCUAUCCGAGGUCCGUUGUUCGAAUCCGACCUCUGCCUCUCGACUUCCCCUGUCUAGGCUUGGGCGACCUGGUAGUAUCCCAGCCCUCGUGCCUUCUUCGUGUGGCACAGUAGCUAGGCACCGAGAGGGUGCUACAGCUAAACGAUCAAUCAGUCAUCAGAAUGUUAUGCUAAGGAAAUAUGCAUGCCGAAAGCUCCGCUUCAUUCUGACCGGUACUCCUGUUCAGAAUAAUUUAACGGAGUUGUACAGUCUACUGCAUUUUGUCAGCCCCUCUCAUUUUCCGAAAAGUUUACAUGCGGACUUCGUAAACUAUUUUGGGACACCAGAUCCAACUGAACAAGCUGUCCGAGAUGUGCAGAUGGGAAAACUCCUGCGUCCGUUCCUUCUCCGCCGUACCAAACAGCAAGUUCUAUUGGACUUACCACCGCGACUGGAUUUGCUGAUCUAUCAUUCUCUAACGCCGCUGCAGACAAAAAUCUAUCGAGCCCUACUAACCCGUAAUGCAGAUGUACUGACAUCUGUUGUUAGUACGGAAAUCGGUGCCCCGCGAGCGAAAGUCCCAACCUAUCGGGUGACUAAUUUGUUGAUGCAACUGCGGAAGUGUGUCGAUCACCCAUACCUGUUCGACGGUGUUGAGCCGGAACCUUUCGAAUUGGGGGAUCAUUUGAUUCUUGCCAGUAGCAAACUAGUGCUGCUGGAUCUACUAUUGGAUUAUCUGUACAAUCCUUUUGAACAGCAUCAAACAUCAACUCGGCAUGUUGGACCUGUUCACAAAGUUCUGAUCUUUUCCCAAAUGACACGCAUGUUGGACAUUGUGCAGGAUUAUCUGACUCUCAAAGGCUACUCCUACGAACGUUUGGAUGGCUCGGUACGUGGUGAAGAUCGAGUUAGCGCUGUCAACUGUUUCAACAGGAGCAAUGAGACAUUCUUAUUCCUUCUGAGUACGAAAGCAGGCGGACAGGGCCUGAAUCUAGUCGCUGCAGAUACUGUCAUUUUUAUUGAUAGUGACUUCAAUCCACAAAAUGACAUCCAAGCAGCCGCCCGUGCACAUCGCAUUGGACAGACGAAACCGGUUCGCGUCAUUCGUCUAGUUGGCCGAGAUACAGUCGAAGAGGCCAUUCUUUCUCGUGCUGAUGUCAAACUGAAGCUGACUGCCCGUGUUUUAGGAUCUGGUGAAAUGGCAGUGAAAGGUGAUGAAGCUGAUAUACCUAGCCCCGAAGAACUAGCAAUGGUACUUAAAUUCGGUUUGGCCCGACUUCUGGAUAAUAUGAAUUUAAAGGAAGUAGAAGAUGCCUCGAGCUUGUCAGACAAACCAGACCUGAACUUCGCCGAAAUUUUAGGGGAAACUCAUCCGGAUACGUGGCACUGGUUGCCACCUCUGCCGGUCGAAGCAAAACUCAACUCGAAUAAACAAUCGAACUGGGUACUUCUCACCGAGACUCCGUAUCAAUGCAAAGUUUCCGAAGCUGACUUGCAAGCCGUUGCGCAACUGAAAGAAGGAUACCGUAUACGAAGUCAGGGUCCUGUUCCUCCAACUUCACUGUCCUUCGAGAAGCGCCCUAAGGUCGGCCAGAAACAACUGACGCCCGAAGAACUUGCGGAGAAAAAGAAAAAGGCUGAAGAGGCUGCUGAACUUCGGUUACAAAAGGCAGCGGAAGCUGCUGCCAAGCGUGCCGAGAGAAAGUUGGAGAAAAAGAAAGCCUUAUGGAAAUCUGCUGGUUAUUUGUCAAUGAGCGUCUUUAGGGAGCUUGUCUCUGAAGGCCAAGAAAACCCCGAAACUGGUACAGUUUUGGACGCUAUUCUAGUCGAGGAUGAAGCCAAUCUGAAUGAGGAGCCCGGGACUGCAGUGACCAUUCAUUACGUUUUUGGGGAUGCUUCGGAACCUUUGACAAACUUUGAAGAAAACUGUUCAUCUUACCGAAAACCAGCGAUCGUUUGUUUCAGUGUUGACGAUAGUGGCGGUUGGGCACGUGGUGGCUUCUUCGCGGCGUUGCAGAAGCAGAGUACGAAGCCCCGUGAACUGUACGAGUUGGCUGGUGAAAUGGAUGACCUUAAUAUGGGAGAUUGUCAUUUGAUUCCAGUGUUGGAUCGAAGUGCCAACACAAACAUUCAUUCAACUGCGAACAUGACCUUUAGUGAUGUCCUGCUACUACGAGAUCGUGAAACUCUGCAAUUUCCGUUCCCAGUGAACUUCUGUGGACUUUUGAUUGCCCAACAGCACUCCCGUCGCAGCCAGACGAGCGGCAGCCCACCAGAUCUACACAUAGACUCAUUGGAACGGAGUCUCACUGCCCUUGGGAUGGCUUGUCGCGCCCUGGGACACUGCUCCGUUCACCUUCCACGAAUCGGCCAAGGAACACAUGCGUUCCAGUGGUACACUGUGGAACGCCUUCUGCGGAAGCAUUUAGUGGAACGAUCCCACACCGAUGUCUACGUAUAUUACUAUCGUCGUCAGGCAGAUGCAACCGCUACAGCCACUCCUGAUUCAUCUGAAACUUCCGCGAAACGCUCAGCGGACGAUCUGCUGUCGGAUGAACGCAAAUCCACUGAACCUGCUCGCAAGCAAGCGCACCUAUCCCGACAUCUGAAGAAUUUAUUCACUGGCAAAGUUUUCUAUCUGUGGUUGGACGACCACUCCGCUGAGGAAUCCACCGCUCUCGCUCAACAUUGCCCCCCAAACAUGAUACGCUUCUUCAUCACCCUAAUCUGGGGAUUCUAUGAAUGGUACUUGCGACCGGCGAUCAAGUUUGCCUUGAGACGAGCAACUGGAAAGUGCGAAUUGCAUCGGCUCAUCCUGGCCUACCCCAGAGGUGCCAUGCGCACCUUUGCGAUCGAGCAAUCAAUGCGGCGAUCCAAGUGCGACCUGCUUAGGGGCGCAUUACCAUGGACAAUUCACUUCGAUUAUAACUCCCGCGCCAGUGAACUUGCGCGGAUUAAAAAUGUGGACAUCUCUUCCCUCUCAAUGUAUGCGUUCUCAGAGGCACGUUUGACGAAAUCCGCCCUAGCAAAUACAUGCCUACGAGCGGCUUGUGACCGAAACAAAUGUACUGAAAUCUACAGCCUUCGACCCAGACAACAGCGCACACCAGCUUCUCCUCACACAGGUUUGACGUCUCUUGUCACCGCAACCCAUAGUUCUCUUGUCCAGCUUUGGAAUGACUUGGCUCCUGUAGAACAGAACGCUGAUCCGGCAUCAAGGCGAUGGAGUUUGAUAGGUUUUCAAACAGAUAAUCCAUACACUGACUUUCGUGGGAUGGGUAUCCUUUCUUUGAAAAACAUGGUGUACUUUAGCAGCCAUCAUACAAAAUUGGCCCGCAGUCUGUUGAGUGCUUCUAAUCAUCCACAACACUGGUAUCCUUUUGCAAUUUUAGCCAUAAACGUAACAGAAAUGCUGUACGUGUUUCUGGAGAAAGGGCAGUUGAAGAACCAGUUCUAUAAUACGGCGGAUCAGUGCAGUUUAGAUGACUUCUACAAGUUAUUCUGCUUCACUUUCCACUCUUUUCACGAAUAUUGGAUGAAAACUGUGAGAGAUGUGAUGUUCUUCAACUUUCACCGAGAGCAAUUCCGAUCUCGUCUGGAGUCUCGUUUGCAAAGCAGUGAUUGUCGUCUUGGUCUCACCGGUUCCAAUGGCGAUGUCAGUUUUUUCGAACCUUGAUGACUCUAGUUGUCUUUCCGUUUACUUUCCACUGGUGGAUUUCCAGUCGUUGCUGCUUUUGCAAGUGUUUUUUUUUUCGAAAACGUUCUUGUCUUGUUGCUUGUUUAUCGGUCUUUGAGCUGACGUUGCUCUUGUCCAUGGUUUCUUUUCUAGUUCCGUUCUGUACUUGCAGACUUAAGCCGGUACUACUGGUACGGAGAUUCCGCCAUGAGGGAACUUUGACUUCGUAUAGUUUAUUCAUGGUGGAAUCAGAUCGUAGUAGAUAAGUAAUACAUUCAUGCUAUUUCAGUGCAAGAACUCCAUUGGGCUCGCUGCUGUAUAGCGUCAGACGAUGCUGGGAGUCUGUAUGGAGACUAGUUUGCAAGGGUGUAAGCUA
Molecule: messenger RNA, 4558 nt
Organism: Opisthorchis viverrini
Lineage: Eukaryota; Metazoa; Platyhelminthes; Trematoda; Opisthorchiida; Opisthorchiidae
Exons: 28
Coding region: 1-4182 (1393 amino acids)
Biological process (GO): chromatin remodeling; DNA repair
Molecular function (GO): ATP-dependent chromatin remodeler activity; DNA helicase activity; ATP binding
Source: RefSeq, a predicted model, not a curated record